Hypomesus transpacificus is the source of this 1368-nucleotide messenger RNA. RefSeq names its product caudal type homeobox 1 b (gene cdx1b). Gene Ontology annotation, biological process: cell differentiation; regulation of transcription by RNA polymerase II; animal organ morphogenesis. The coding region runs from base 1 to 756 and encodes 251 amino acids. The record is from RefSeq and is a predicted model, not a curated record. Gene Ontology annotation, molecular function: RNA polymerase II transcription regulatory region sequence-specific DNA binding; DNA-binding transcription factor activity, RNA polymerase II-specific. Gene Ontology annotation, cellular component: nucleus. Lineage: Eukaryota; Metazoa; Chordata; Actinopteri; Osmeriformes; Osmeridae. The transcript has 3 exons.
AUGUACGUGGGAUAUCUACUGGAUAAGGACAGCAACAUGUACCCUAACCCGGUGCGUCACACAGGGCUCAACCUCAACCACCAGAACUUUGUGUCAGGUCCGCAGCAGUACUCGGACUUCCCCGGAUACCACGUUCCCGGGAUUAACAAUGACCCCCAUCACGGGCAGACUGGGGCCUGGAACCCGGUUUACGCGCCGCCGAGGGACGAUUGGUCACACUACGGGGCAGCGACAGGGCCGUCCACGUCAAACCCCGGGCCCAUUGGCUUCAGCCCACCAGAGUUCUCCCCGGUCCAGCCGCCGGGUCUCCUCCCGUCCUCCAUCAACACCGUGGGUCAACUUUCCCCCAACUCCCAGCGCCGGAAUCCAUACGACUGGAUGAGACGGAGCGCUCCGCCGACCACUACCGGCGGGAAGACGCGGACCAAGGACAAGUACCGUGUGGUGUACACAGACCACCAGAGGCUGGAGCUGGAGAAGGAGUUCCACUACAGCAGAUACAUCACCAUCAGGAGGAAGGCUGAGCUGGCCACAGCUCUCAGCCUUUCGGAACGACAGGUGAAGAUCUGGUUCCAGAACAGACGGGCCAAGGAGCGGAAGGUAACCAAGAAGAAGAUGCAACAGCCCCAAGCUGCCUCCACCACCACCCCCACCCCGCCCGGCAAUGGCCUCCCACCCAACGCCGCCAUGGUGACCAGCAGCAGCAGCGGCCUGGUGUCUCCCUCAAUCCCCAUGACCAUCAAGGAGGAGUAUUGAGGGCCUGGGCCUGGACCCGGACAUAGUCCUAGUCUGGACCUAGAUCUAUACCUGAACCUAAAUCUAUACCUGGACCUAGACCUAGAUCUAGUCUGGACCGAGAUCUAUACCUGGAUCUAGAACUAGGCCUGGGCCUGGGCCUGGACCAAGAAAUCCUUUCAUUGACCCUGUGAUCAGCAUUUCUACUUACCUUCAAUCCCCAAACCUGGGCCCAGUGAAUGGUUCCGCUACCAGAAUUAGAACCACAAGAAAAACCAAUGGACACAGCGGUACACAAAGAAACUCAACCCAGCUUCACCCCUGGAGGACAGAACACCAGAGAGGGAAGAGGACAGAUUCCUGUACCUGUUUGGUAGAAAACAAUGAAACAUUUUUGGACAGAGAACACAGAGAGGGAAGGUAUGUGGAGCUGGUUCUGGUGCCAUCCAUCCCGCCCAAGGACCAAGGCAGCACAGGAUCUCAAAAUGACUGCUAUGAACCGGUGACUGUUGGACUGUGCUGGUUUGUUGUUUCUGCUGUGAGGUCACUUCCUGCUCUGCUCCCAACUUGAAGUCCCGCACACAGGAAAUACUUGUAAAUGGUUCUGAUUUUGCGCAUGAAUAUGAAUAAUGU